Molecule: messenger RNA, 2992 nt
Organism: Zeugodacus cucurbitae (melon fly)
Lineage: Eukaryota; Metazoa; Arthropoda; Insecta; Diptera; Tephritidae
Exons: 5
Coding region: 180-2951 (923 amino acids)
Source: RefSeq, a predicted model, not a curated record
UGAAUACACUUUGAUUUUACCUGGCCUAAAGGAAAAAAAUUGACAGAUCAAACAGUUAAGUUCAAAAGGAAAACAGCUGCCAUUUUGGAAGGAUGAAUAAUUUGUGAAGUUUAGCUGAAAUUUGUUUAUUCAAGUCACUUAUUUUGUGAUAAAAACGAUAAAAUUAAGAAAUUAAUCAAAUGAACCGUAUUGAAAUUGCGAACUUAAUCGACCUUAGCAUUGAGGAUGAAGAUAAACAAAUGCCGCCGUCGGCUCAAAUCAAUGCAUCGCCAAAUAGUCGAUCCAAUGACGACCAAUCAAUAUUGGAGUGCACAUUGCCAGAUUUUCUCAUAGUAGAAAAGCAGGAAGGUCGUGAAAGUCUUGAUAACAAUCCUUUUGAUUUGGCGCAGAAGUUAUCAACGCGCCCUGCGGAUCCUUUCGAUAUAGUUGAAAAAGAGGCUUGUGUAAAGGCACGUUAUUCUAUGCAGCCCCAAAAUGAAGUUAAAGAAGGAAAGCUUUUAUCCCUAAGCGAUGACAAUAUACUAGAUAACGCUGAUACAUGGCAUGCUAAGGAAUCAGCUACUUUGGAGAAAAGUGAUACCAAAUAUCACAGUGACAUAAAUGCCUCACACUGCAGUUUAUCAAUUUAUCAUUCUGCUUUAGUACACGAGUUAGAUAGUGAGAGUCCUCCAAUUUCCAUGUCCAUUAAAUCUACACCAGAUACCUGUAGCUCAGCGAUAGACACAGACAGUUCCGCAAAUAGUGCUGAUGGCUAUUCAGCAAAAAUACGAAAAGCUAUAGAAAAUCGCAAACGUCUUCUGAAACUAAGCAUUGCAAAUUCAACGUUCAAUUCACCAUUAAGCUGUCGAUCACGACAGACAGAUAGUGGAUUUUCUACUGUAUUUUCGGCUGCUGCUCAGUUUAGCGAUUAUAUUCUAGCUACGGAGUCGCCUUUGAAAUUAGUGGAUGACGAUCUUAUGACGGAAGGACCACCUAAAUUAUCAGACGCCGAAAAUGAUUUCGAAGCCGACCUAGAAAUGCUGAGCAUACCCAUGCUGAGAAAAUUGCCCUCACCAGUUCCUGAAGAGACUUCGUUAUUGACAAAAGAAGCAGAAGAUGCAAUGCCAGUGCCGCAAAAUGUGACACCUCCCGAUUUAUCGGCGAUAAGGGAAAAAUUACGGGCAAAGCGAAUGCAGGCUUGUAAGGGUCAAGAUGUUGUAGCAUUAAUAGAUAAUUUGAAAUCUUUGUUAUGCGAGAAUGAAAUUGUGGAUGACAAUAAAAAGGAGCAAGCGAACUGUUUAUUAAAAAAAUUGAGCUCUGCUUUAAAUACUGAUAAAAUUGAGGAUAAUAAUAACGAUAGUCAAAAGAAAAACUCCGAUGAUAGUGAACCAUCAAUACAAGGGCCUCAAACCAUUGUGCGGCAAGGAACUUUUGAUUUGGAAUUACAGUUGAAAGCAAGUAAUGGUUGUGAUAAAAAUAGUGUAAAUUCGGUGUCUACUGGAAACAACUCUCAAAUGACACAUUCCAUACAGUCUACACAAUCUUUGUCACCCACAAAAGAUAUACCAGAAGUGAUGCUAAAAUCCUCUGGUACAUAUGAUGGUGAACCCAUAUCAGAAAGGGAGAAUCUACUAUUACCGCAUGUGGAGUCUUUUUCACCAAUAACCUCUCCUAAUUUAAAGCCAACCAUGCAAAAUACUGCCGCAACAAAUCCUGAUGUGAAUGAUAUCAUCGAACAAAUUGGUAAACUGCUAGAACAACACCAAAUCGCGACCCAAGCUUCCAAUAUUGAUACCACGAAAGGCAACAAUUCGUCAGGAAACAAUCCAUUACAACAAUCGGCAAUGUGUAACCCAACAUUUAUUGUUGUCAUGCCAACAAACUCUGUACAACCAACUAAUGGUCAAGAUAUUAACAACGUCAAUUGUAAUGAUGUAUUGGACGAUAUGGAUAGUAAUAUUGUUCCUCGACGUCGUGCACAAUCGUUAUCAAUACAUGAUAAAGUUAAAAUUGUUCAAUUGCCACUACGCUCCCAAGUAGCCCCAUAUAUUACGGAAGAAGCACCAUCUCCUGUUAUUGAAGGUGCUCCUCAAAUAAAUAACACCGCAGUGGAAAUGAAGACACCAAUACGUUCUACUCUACGGCGGAAUUCAUUUUCCAGUGGCACACCACAUACGCCUCUCAGCUCACUAAAUCACGGAACGGCAAAUUCUCGACGUUUACAAAGCACUUCAACUAUCCAGUCACGCUAUUCCCUUGGUCCUUCUAAACUACAAGAGCAUGAAUCACAACAACAAGCCGUUAUGCAUACUAUUACACGAUCCAAUUUGAAUGUUUUCAAACCUGAUUUAAAGAAAAGGACCAAAACUCAGACGACGAAAACUUCGGUGAUGGCAUCAAAUGGUCCGCUCAAAGCGGUAAUACCCAUUAAAAAAGUAGCACCCAUGCUAACAACCACAAUCACAACACCAGAAGGGCCUGAUGUAAAUUCACUGCUACCUCCGCAAACCGCUAACAUGGAAACAUCAAUGAAUUUACUCACCACAACGGGCAAACUAUCGCAUACAAGCACACCAAUGCCACCAACCCGUUGUGGUGAACAAUUAUCAGGGUUUCCAAACGCAUGUUCCACGCCGGCAAUUACAAGCGUUGCUAAAAGACCCAAUGGCACGAUAACUAAGAAAAAUCCUCGUUUUUCACUUUCUACACCAUCCAAAUUACAGCAGCCACUUGCAAAUACUAGCGGAAUUAAGAAACGCGCUUUACCUGAGUUGGCCAAGCCCAAGUCACCGGUGCGCCCGCGAAAUAGUAUGAGCGGGAUAUCUGUACCAGCAGUGAGAGGUAGACAGUCGUUGGCGAAACAACAGAUCGUUACAAAACAGACAACAUCGCGAUUGAGCACGCGAUUAAGCACACGUUCAUCAAUCUGUGCAGGAUCUGCUUCUACCAAUAAGGAAAAUAAAAAGCCUUAAAUAUUCAAACACUUACGUUUUCUGUUUGCACGUGUUUUUUA